Mesorhabditis belari is the source of this 3378-nucleotide messenger RNA. The record is from the annotation of a GenBank genome assembly. NCBI's taxonomy places the organism in Eukaryota, Metazoa, Nematoda, Chromadorea, Rhabditida, Rhabditidae.
AUGAGCGCUCAUGAUUCCGCAUGGUUAUUCGGGUUUACUCCGCACGGCAAUCGGACGAAACGCGACCAGCUGAGCGUAAAGUUGCACCGAUUUUAUCGCGCCGAUGAUGUGCCUGAGGAUUCUCUCUCGUUGAUUCUUCAAGAACGGGGCGAGCUCGAAUUAGAACAAGAGCAACAGGAUCAAUUGGAACAAGCUCAUCAACGAGAAGUUUUCUCGUCAGAGAACGCGCAAACCUACUCGAUCGCUGCUCUCAGAGGCAAGUGCAAAGUGUCAUUUGUGAGGGAUCUCCGAUCAUUGGGCGAUACCGAUUUGACACAAGAAUCCGUCUUUGCUUGUUGUUUAUCCUAUAAUCAAGAAUCAAGAAGACUGGCACCUGUGCAAGGCGAGAUCCGAGUCGGUGCAGCCUAUCAGGCAAAGCUACCGGCCGAGCCGACAUGCAGUUUGUCCGAGGAUCCUGAUCGAGAUGAGCUACUUUAUGUGCCCGGGCAAAUCGAAAAGGAACGAGAAACGCAUUAUGUGAAUCUGACAAGAACUUUCCGCCGCUUCACUCUGUACGCAUGCAAAAUGACUGAAACAGAGCACAGCGCUCGAGUCAGCGAUCGAUUAUUGGACGAUGCGAUUGUUGCUUUGCAUAGGAAUGGAUACGAUAUCAAGAAAGCUAUCAAUGAAAUGAAUGCAAAUGAUCAACUACUCUCUUCGGAUGUCUCAUACUUAACGCAAGAAGAUGUGAAGAAAUUCGGGAAAGGGAUUCGCACAUACGGGAAAAAUUUCGUGAAAAUCUCCCGAGAAUGUCUUCCAAUGUACAAAAGAGAUCAAUUGGUCAGUUUCUACUAUUUGUGGAAAAAGUCACAGGAUGCGACGAAACCGAAAGCCAUUGGCAGAAUGAGAAAUCAGACAGCGAUCACGAGGAAACCAAAGAACUCUUUGAAAACGUCUCGUCCUGGAUCGACAGAGUUGCACGAUUAUGCGAGUGCGAGCGAGAGUGAAGUGGAAACGGGAGAAAUUGAGGGACGACCAUUGAGAUAUGCUUGCCAUCAUUGUUAUGAAUCGAAAUCGCGCGAUUGGCAUCACGCCGGCAGAGAGAAUCUACUUUUAUGCACGAAUUGUCGGCUAUUCUAUAAGAAAUACGGACAAUUGAGACCUGUUGAGAGACCAGCCACAGUCCCUCCUGAGUUGUUCAAGAGUGGAGACGACGAGGAAGAAUCAGGCGUUCGAACGCGAGCUGGACGCAAAAGAAAGACAGAGAACGCCGAUGCCGUGCCACAUGUGAAUGGGAAUUCGGCAAAAAAGAAACCAAAAGAAGAGGAUGAGGACGAGAAGAUGGAUAUCGAGAUGCAUGGAAUAUCGGUGAAAAAGGAGAUCAAAGACGAGCAUGAUGAGAAGCCAUCCCCUUCAUCGUCGACUCUUUCCUCUUGUUCUGCCACUCCAUCAUCAAGUUCUUCACUUCUUCAACCCCCAAAUGUCCCCUCUCCGUCAACUGCAGCCGUUGCCCCGAGAACGGGUGUUGAUGGCACUUCUGUGCCUGCCAUUUCACACAAAACUGAUUUGGAGCGAAAGUUGGCCUCAUCGCCAAAAUCGGGAACUCCAGUGAACAACGGACUUGAUGGAUAUUCGACAAUCAUAGCCGACGCAAAUCUCGGAGGAGAACCGAUUGAGCCAUACGUUGAAGAAGAGAAAGAAAUCCCGAUUAUAACAGAAGACAUUGUUCAUUCGUCGAAGAAUUGUGAAUUCAUUCUUGCUAUGAAAUGGAAAGAUGGACAACGAAGUGCGAGAACGGAUUUGAGAUUUAGAAAUAAGCCUGGAUCUGCUUGGGAUCAAGGAAAAAAGAGAAGCACGCGAAGAAAGGAGGAAGACCAAAUCACAUUCGAAUUCCGCUGGGCAACCGAAAAGGAAUCGAACCCGAUCGCUCAACAACAAUCUUUCUCGGAACUCCUUGGAGGAGUGGCAAGAGUUGCGUCUGGAAUGGUACCCGUUUCAAUGCCUACUCAGAUGUCUGCUCAGAUGUCCGGUCUGCCGCCUGGGAUCGCAAAUUUACAAGCUGGUUUCCCACCUGGAUCUAUUCAUCCUCAUCUCUUACAACAAAUGGCUCAGCAACAACAUCAACAACAUCAACAACAUCAACAACAGCAGCAACAGCAGGUAAUGCAAGCGAGAAUCCAACAAGAGGCUCUUCGUUUUAUGCAAAUGGGUCGAGGAGGGCCACCAUUUGGUGGAAUGGCUCCACCACCUCCACCAACGUCUUCCGCACAAGGUGGUCAUCCCAUUGGAAUGCCCCAUUUCGAUAUGAAUGCUCUUGUCGCUGCCGCUGCUCAAGAUCCAGCCGCUAUGCAACGCUUGCAAAUGGAAAUAUUACUGCAACAACAAGCCCAGCACCAACAGCAGCAACAACAGGCUCAACAAAUGGCGGCCGCAUCGAUGGCAAUGGGUGUCCCGCCUGGGAUGGCUGUUACACCAGAAAUGCAAAUGAUGUUAAUGCAGGGAUUGAGGGGAUUUGAGGCAGCUGCACAAACAAGCCGCUCAACAACAAGCGGCUGCGUUGGCUGGAAUGGGAAUUCAUCCACAAAUGCUGGCAAUGGCUCAAUUGAAUGGAAUGGGCGGCCAUCAACUCCCGUCUUCCGAUAUGAUGCGUCGAUUGCAAGGCGAGGUGAAGUAGACGAUCUUGGUUUUCGACGUCCAUGGGAUGUAAAACUUGACGAAAACUCCACUUACUUCAAAACAGCAAAUGCCUACUCGGAUUUUUGGACCCAGUACUUGCCGACGGGCGUACCAUCGACGUUCCGGAAAGAGGUUUGGCUGCGUAAUUGUCCGCCUCGUGGUGAGAUCCCGUCAACUUCAGUACCGAAUUUAGUGGCUGAAGAGAUUCGACUUGAUCUACCGCGAACAUUUCCCGAUAAUAUUCGAUUACGAAACACAAAAGCCCAAAACACGGUGGGAAGGAUUUUGUAUGAGUUGGCCCGGGUCUCAACUUCAUCGCCGCUCUUUUUUGUGGCUGCUUUUUGGAGAAUGAGGAACGGACAGGAAGAUCUUCUUAUAUUUUUGAUAAAACCCCGAAGCUCUUGGUAUGGAAUGGAUAUGAGUGGAUUGCGCGGAGAUAUGCGAGUAUUGGCUUAUGAGUUGUUACGACGGUUCCUCCGAAUUUGGGAUUGUUUCAUUUACGAGGACGUUGUUUGGUUCUUUCGAGUUGCGAUACGAUUGCUUCGAAUAAAUUCCAUAAAAAUUGCCGCCUGCAAGACGAUGGAUCAACUAUUGACAACGAUUCAAUCAAUCGGACCGAGUAAACCCUCACUUAAAUGUCAUCUGCUUAUACAGAAUGCGAUGAGCGAAAAGAUCACUCAAGAUCAAGUCGACGCGUUGAGAGAUCGAUUCUCGAAAGAAUUC